Messenger RNA from Dioscorea cayenensis subsp. rotundata (Guinea yam), 1512 nucleotides. Its product is annotated as T-complex protein 1 subunit alpha-like. Gene Ontology annotation, cellular component: chaperonin-containing T-complex. NCBI's taxonomy places the organism in Eukaryota, Viridiplantae, Streptophyta, Magnoliopsida, Dioscoreales, Dioscoreaceae. Gene Ontology annotation, molecular function: ATP binding; ATP hydrolysis activity; ATP-dependent protein folding chaperone. Gene Ontology annotation, biological process: protein folding. The record is from RefSeq and is a predicted model, not a curated record. Bases 1 to 1512 code for a protein of 503 amino acids. The transcript has 4 exons.
AUGGAGGAAGUGAAGAGUAGAGAUGAGAAGGGGAAGAGAAAAGGGAAAGAAGAAGGGGACAUUGUCGCUGACAGCAAUGGUGGAGAUCAGGGUGGAAAGGUGGAAAAGGAGGACGUGGUGGUAGACCCAAGCAGCGGUAGUGGUUGGAGAGGAACUGAGGUGCAUGGUGUUGCUCAUUUUUUUAAUAAUCAACUGGUUGUUCAACAAAUGGAUCCUACUAUUUUAGAGUUUAACAAUGGUCCUAAAUUUGAAUUGAAUAGGGUGAAUGGAGCAAAUUAUUUUGAGAAAGGGUUAAAUUCUGAUUUUGAUAGCAGUAACUCUGACUCUGAUUUCAUCGAGAGUGACUAUGAUUUGGAAGAUGAUGAUGAUCAAGUGUUUGAGGUUAAUGUUGACUUAGAUAUUUCAUCAAGUAGAAGAUUUCUAGAGUUCAACCAGGAAACAGACAUGGAAAAUCCUAUUUUAGCAGUAGGUUUGGUGUUUGAUGACAAGGGAACUUUGAAGGAGACAACACUUGGGGAUGAUAUUGGGGAUGUGACAAUUACAAAUGAUGGAGCAACAAUUCUCAAGAUGUUAGAAGUUGAGCAUCCAGCUGCCAAGGUUCUCGUGGAGUUAGCCGAGCUUCAAGACAAGGAAGUUGGAGAUGGGACCACCUCUGUGGUUAUCAUAUCAUCAGAAUUACUUAAGAGAGCCAAUGAUCUUGUGAGAAACAAGAUACAUCCAACAUCUAUAAUUAGUGGAUACAGGCUUGCGAUGAGGGAAGCCUGCAAAUAUGUUGAUGAAAAGUUGGCUGUAAAUGUUGAAAAGCUUGGAAAAGAUUCCCUUAUUAACUGUGCCAAAACCAGCAUGUCUUCAAAACUGAUUGCCAGUGACAAUGAUUUCUUUUCCAAUUUGGUUGUAGAUGUUGUCCAAGCAGUGAAGACAACUAAUGCUCGAGGGGAAGUUAAAUAUCCAAUCAAGGGCAUAAACAUUCUUAAAGCUCAUGGUAAAAGUGCAAGAGAUAGCUUUUUGCUGAAUGGCUAUGCUUUGAACACUGGCCGUGCUGCGCAAGGGAUACCUACUCGUGUGGCGCCCGCAAAAAUUGCCUGUCUUGAUUUUAAUCUUCAGAAGAUAAAGAUGCAAAUGGGUGUCCAACUGCUAGUUUCUGAUCCAAGAGAACUGGAAAAAAUAAGGCAAAGAGAAUCUGACAUAACAAAGGAGCGAAUUGAGAAACUUUUGAAGGCUGGAGCUAAUGUCGUCUUGACAACGAAAGGGAUUUAUGAUAUGUCACUUAAGUACUUUGGGGAGGCUGGAGCUAUUGCUGUCCGAAGGGUGCGAAAAGAGGAUUUACGUCAUGUUGCCAAGACUACUGGUGCAACUGUGGUUUCCACUUUUGCUGACAUGGAAGGAGAACCGAGAGAGAGUUUGAAGACAAAGAAAAAGGAGAGGAAGAAGGUAGAACCGGAGAGAAAGCAGAGAAGAGGAAGGAGGAAAGAAGACCUACAAAGGAGCCAGAGAAGAGAAAGAAGAUCUUAA